Messenger RNA from Stylophora pistillata, 5363 nucleotides. RefSeq lists its product as uncharacterized. NCBI's taxonomy places the organism in Eukaryota, Metazoa, Cnidaria, Anthozoa, Scleractinia, Pocilloporidae. Gene Ontology annotation, biological process: signal transduction. The record is from RefSeq and is a predicted model, not a curated record.
UUUUGACGACACGCUCACGGUUGCGCAACAAGUGAUUGAGAGCGCAAGUUGAAACUCUCGACCCUGCUUACGAGACGUGAAUUCAUCACUUCUUAAGGGAGGAAUUUUACAGUACAUUCUACGUCUAUGGUCACAGAUCUGUCCCUCCUUUGUUGAUAAUACUGUGCUAACAUAGCUUCACACGUAAUAUUCUGGCACAUUCCACCGAAGUUUGACGCACGGGGCGUGUAUCCGGUCAUCCGUACUGCUAAGGUUAUGUGUUAUUCUAUUUUCGUAAUCUUAUAUUUCUUAAUGCUCUCGCCCAAGAUUAAACGAAUCGUAAUGACAGUGAGUAAACGCUAAUUUAAGUUGUGGUGGGAGAAAGAAAUCUUAAAAGUUCGCUCCGAAAUUGGUGUUAUUUUGUACCCAGUUGGGAUCAAUGGCUCCAUACACCGAUGAUUCACAGUGAGUAUUACUGAACGAAUAAGCUCAACCGUUAACUUCUUCGAGACUCUUCACCGCCUGAGAAUUCGUCGCUAUUGCGUUAAUUUGUUCCAUUUUUUUAAACUCACGUGAAAUUCGCGAGAAGUUUGUAACGAUAGGGUCGAUUAACUUCAUGAAUAAUAAGUUUAUUUUUAUUUUGGCUUGCCCAUAUUAAGUAUAAACUUUCCAAUAUCCUUGCAACAUAAACUAAAUAUAGGGGAUCGUGCAAAUUUAAUUCUGUUUGCGUGGUUUGAUUCAUUUCACGCCUAUGCAAUCCGCAUAAUUACGACGGUACAAGAACUCGUGAUCAAUCAUCCUAUUCGAAAUUCCAGUGAGUAAAUUUAAAGUUAUACUAACGGCAUAUCAUUUCUUAAGAAUUACUACUCUCAGUGGGAAAUUGUUGAACUUUGGCUCUCAGUUUUAAUGGAAAGUGAAAAUUUAGCGAAGCUUGCUGUUCAGCACAGUCUUGAGAAGACAUGUAAAUCAUUAUUCUAGUGCAGAAAUGUUUGUUUUAGGAGUGAUAAAGAGACUAAAAUUGAUCUUCAUCCACAAAAAUUAUUUAUGUUUUGCUUCACAUCAUGCUUGAACAAGUUUCUUUGACUGGUGAACUAUUAACUCUUAAUUUUUCAACACGAAGAUGCUGUUAUGUAAACAUUCAUUCAUCUGAAAUUUAUCAAGAAAUUUGUUGAUUAAAAUAGUUUCUGUUUUGAAGUGAGUUUGUUGAUUUACUUUAAUUUACCAUUGUAUCCAACAUCCCCACAUUAAAUUGUUUUCUUAACUGCUUGAUUGACUGAAUUGUUGUUCGUUAUAAUGUUAUAAAUUAGACAUUAUUAUGACAGCAUACUCACAUGUGACUGUCAUUCGGUAGAAAAUUUUAGAUGAAAAAUUAAAUUUUGGUCUACACUUUAACCCUACCUUCUUAUUUUCAUAAGACCACAGAUGAUUUUCUUUAAUAUUCUUGUUUGCCAAAAUUGGCUCAGUUGCUAAUUGGGAUGUUUGAAUCAAAUAUCUUGGAUCAACUCUGGGCUGCAAUUUAUGGUUGGGUGGAACAGUGAACUAGAGGACUAUCAAGAAGUUCAGUUAUGGAAAUGGAAGAGGAGGGAAGUGAUCAUCAGCAAAGUGCUGAAGUGACUCCAGCCAGCAGUGAGAAUGACCUACUGGAAAAUAAAUCAGAGGACAGCAUCGAUGAUGAUGAUGAUGAUGAUGAUGAUGAUGAUGAGGAAGAAGAUGAUGAUGAUAUUGAUAAAAUGUUGAGUGAGUUGCAGACUUUCCAAGAGGAACUUGAACAAAGAUCUCAGUUUCCAACAGAAGAUGAACAGAGCCCAGGCAUACUGCCAUAUGUGCCACCCUCACAACCCCUGGACCAGUUCAGAUUUUCCAUAAGUGCUAUGGAGGGAAGUGGUGAAGUCGACUUGGAUGCCCUUCUAGAAGAUCUGUGUGUUAUGGAAAGGGACAUGACUUCUUCCAGUGAAACAGAUUCCAUGUUUUCAGAGACAAUUUCUAGCCCUAAGAUUAACUCACCGAUCUCACCCAGAAUGAAGGUGUCAGCUGAUGUACGCAGCCGUCUGGAAAGUGUUCAAGAGGAGACAAGAGAACUUACCCCUGAAGAACAGCAUGAAAGGAUCAAAGCAGAGAAAAUAAGGAUAGCUCUGGAGAAACUCAGGGCAGCUAGAGUGAAAAAGUUAGUAGUCAAAGUGUACAAUGAUGAGGAUCCAACAUCAAAAACUGUGGCCAUUGAUCAGACUUGGACGGCAUGGGAAGUGUGCAAGAAGAUGAUGCGUAAGAAUGACACAGAACCUGAUCCCAACUGGGUUCUGAUUGAAAGAAUUCCUGAGCUCUUUUUAGAGCGACUUCUGGAAGAUCAUGAAUCAGUAGUGGAUGUAGUUUCGUCCUGGCCGUGGGAUUCAGAGAAUAAACUAGUGAUUAACAACAGAAGAGAAAAAUAUGCACUUUUUAGAAAUCCACAGAAAUUUCUUCUGACAAGCGAUACAUCAGCAGGUGCCGCACAGUUAGCAGAGAAAAGUAAAGAUAUCUUAUUGCAGGAAUUCUUUCAAAAGGAUGCCAUGAGACUACCAGAACUUGAUGGUAUUUUGUACCUUAAGGAAGGGAAAAAGUCUUGGAAAAAGCAUUAUUUUGUGCUCAGAGCAUCUGGAAUCUACUAUACACCAAAGGGAAAAACUAAGUCGUCACGUGACAUUGUAUGCUUGAUGAAGUUUGAACAUGUUUCAAUCUAUAAUGGUAUUGGAUUCAAGAAAAAGCUGAAGGCGCCCACAGAACACUGCUUCGUUUUAAAGCAUCCUCAGUACCAUGAUCUGGAGUCGAAAGCUGUUCGGUGUUUUUGCGCAGAAGAUCUUAAAACAAUGCAACGCUGGAUGGUGGGCAUCAGGCUGGCCAAGUUCGGUUACAAGAUGUUGGUAGAUUAUACUGACACACAGGACGAGAUGGAUAAGCUUGCGUUCACAUUGGAAAGGAACAAGUUCGCUAGGUCAUCAAGCUUCACUGCAGGGCAAAUUUCAGACCAAGCAGAUGGCAAACUUGAGUUGCAAACUGAACCACCCAAGGAUUAUCACUCGAUGAAAGCAAAGGUCCAGUCUCAGAGAAUCAAAGAUUCAAUCGGCACAUCCUCAAUCCACCCCAGUGGUAGCAUGAGCUUCUCCGUCAACAGGAGUAAAAUUGAACCUAAGAAGCCUUCGAAGAAGAUUGGAAAUUUGUUUUCGGAUGCCUGGAAGAAAGGGAACGAGUAUGACUCUAAGAAUAUUUCGGAACCCAUCUCGCCCGAUCCACCUUCGACACACAGUGCGGGAGCUGCUACGCCUAAUACUCUGGACCCAAAGCCUUUCACAAUAGACAACGUCAGCUUGCAUCCUCUGGAGGAAGAACAGGAGGAGAUGGGUCAGACUCAUGAUGCUGAGCCGGUAGAAGCUGUUGUUCCUGAGCACGAUUUGGUGUUAGAUCCACCGCCUUUACCUCGGAAGUCAUUUUCUAAGAAAAUAGAAGGGGGGGAAACUGCACAGCCACAGAAAGACCAGAACGAGGACAGACAACAUGCGCAGAAUGGUGGUGAACUCAGCCCAAGGGGCAGGAGCUCGUUCAAACAACCGAAGAGGACUCGCAGUGUAUCGCCGCCUCCACCACCACCAUCCCCACCCUUGGCAAAUCGUGGAGUCACCCAAGAACUUAGCAAUGACGUAGGAGUGUGUCACUCUGUGAACACGCGCGGAAGUACCUCUCCACCUCCCCCUCCUGUCCCUCCAAAAUCAGCGACACCCAGUACCUCGUCUGUAAGUUCAGACAACAUCGUGUUCCGACGAACCUCAUCGAGCGCUUCGGACCACGAGGUGUUUCCACGGUCACCUGUAAAUGUUUCAGACCAGGCUGGAAUGCCUCUACCCGCUUCUAGCGCAUCAGACCAGGAAUUUUUCGGCGACUCGCUCCUUCCACCACCUUCACGGCUUCUCUCCACCUCCAUGGAAGAAAUGCCUCCACCACCUCCUACAUCAGACGUUCAGGAAGAUGCAGACGUGGAGCUCCCUCCUCCUCCCCCAGAAGUGGUGUUUAAAGAAAGGCUCAGCAUGUCUAUCAGUAACGGCAGGCGGAGAACCUCCACUGAGGCCCCAGCAGUGCCACCUAAAACAGGGAGACCAAGAUUUAGCAGCUCGGGGGCGCACUCUCCAACCUCUUAAGAGAGAACGUCCUCGUUCACUGGCAGCUCGUAAACAAGUUUGUUCGCCUGCUAGUUAAACAAACUACAAUAAAAUGAAAAAUGUUGGUAAUAUUUAUUUAGUGGCGCGCAAAGAACCGUUGGACCCACCUGUGAGCUAAACUCGAGCGUUUAAGGAAACCAAUGGUACGCUAAGGUAACUGCAUGUUAAACCCACUUGAAAUCUCUCAAAUAUUUUGAUAUCUUUUCAGGACAAAUGUUGGAGGAUUAAUUUUUUGAACAUUCUUACAUUUUUUCUAUGAAGAAAUAAAAUUUCCUAUCGUAAUUUUUCUAACUUAAGAUGGAAGAAUCGAGUGUUAGAAUCUACUUUGUAGGUGAGAAAACAAUGGAAUUAUUUUUGUAAUUUGUCGAACUGAUCCCUUCUGGAGAAAAGGUGUCUUUUAAUGUUUCAAGGUGUGUUAGACAAUGCUAUUUUGACACUGUCUAGAAACUUGCCAGUCAUGAAUCGGCAUCUCAGUCAUCAAAGAACUAGAUUUGGAUUUAAGAGUGGUGACUAACCGUUUCAUAGGAGCCAAUUAUUUAUCAGUAUUAGUGUUUAAACAGAAAUUCUGCGAAAAAAAACUCAUAAAAUUAAGGUUACAGUUCAUAUGAACUAAACUGGACUGUUCGAAUGUAAUUUGCAUUGUCAUAAUUCAUUGAAUAUAUUCUUGUGUUUAAAUUUUGGUGAGUUUUUUCGUUUGGUUUAUUUGUAAAAUGUUGGAAUUGGUGUUCUUUGUCUCACGAUACAGUUUGCUUUUUUUUGUGUGUGGUUUUUUUACAAGAUCACGAAAUGCGGUCUAAUGUUCAGAAUUUUACAAUGGUCAUUAGUAAACACAGUACCACACAAAUGAAUAGUGCUUUUCGCGCGCGCUGAUUGGUAAGUUCGGAAGUGUAUAGCAAGAUAUAGCAAGUACUUUUCAAUUCCGAGGAGCAGAUGGAACAAAAUUGCGCAUCAAAAGUUAAAUUUACGACCGUUCAAAAUGUACGUUUUGUCCAAUAGGUUGCAUCAAAGGAAGCAGUCUAUUUUUAUUACUCCAAAACAAUAUUCGUUAAAAAUAUAUUUUACAAUUGUAUAUAGAAUUUAAGACAGAUGGAACUGUUAAAUAUUUGUAUGUUAAAAAUAAAAUUUUGUACGUUAUAAUUUUUUUCUUCAAAUGUACGCCGUCUUUGUAGUUAAUAAAACGAUCAUCACGGCAUUUGA